UGGGGCGGGGCUCGUUAUUAAAACAAAAUGGCGGCGAGCAGCAAGCGAGUUAUGAUAAUUGGAGCAGGAGCUACUGGAGCACUGAGCAGCUCAUUCCUAAUGGACUCCAGCCCUAACCUAAUACUCAACAUGUGGGAGAAGGGGAGAGGAGGAGGAGGGAGAAUGAGCACUCACAGAACAGGAAUAGACUCUUCAGUACAAGCUCAUGUGGAUAUGGGGGCCCAAUACAUCACUAGGUAUAAUUCAUCACGUGACAACAAGUCCAUGGAAAACAUUAAAAAUAAAUUAUUUGGAGAAUUAUUAAGAACCGAGACACUCAUUCCAUUUCAAGGGAUUAUAGAGGGGAGCCCUCAAUCAGCCACGCCCACUGCCACACCUACCGUGCAUUAUGUAUCGGCAAAUGGUAUCAAUGGAGUACCAAAGUAUUUCCUGGAGAGGUCAAAGGUCAAUGUUAAGUAUCGGACUCAAUUGGAAUCAGUUGAGAUCAAAGAUGAGUCUAUCGUCUUAACGUCAAGUGAUGGAUUGGUUGAGGAGGCGGAGUCUUUAAUUUUAACCCUUCCUGUCCCUCAGUGCCUCUCGCUGAAAGGGAACCUGUUCAAGGAUACGCCUCAAGAUGUACUCGAUAAUUUAAGAGGUGUGGCCUAUUCCUCUCGCUAUGCCCUAGGGCUAUUCUUUACCGAACCUGUUCCUAAAACAAGUUGGACAGGAAAGUAUUACGAUGACUCCAUAGUCCGGUACAUGUGCUGGGACAGUAACAAGUAUUCAUUAAAGGACGAUAAUGAAGUCUCGAGUUUAUUGGUACACAGUUCAGUUCCUUUUGGUCUAAAGGAACUUGAAACGGACAAAGACAGGGUCAAAGAGGUAUUGCUAGGAGCUGUGAAGGAACUGUUGCCUGACCUACCCCCACCAGUACACAGUUAUAUCAUCAGAUGGAGAUAUUCUCAGGUUUUUAAAGGAUACGUUGGAUCACCUGGCUAUGCUGUGUUGUCCAGUAAACCUCUGGUUGUUAUUACUGGGGACGCCUUCACUCAUUCAAAUCUUGAAGGAUGUAUUGAAGCAGCUGCAAUGACGACCGAUUAUAUAUUAGAAAAUAUUCAUAAUUAAUUUAUUCAUUAUUAUAAUAAUUUAAAAUGUCCUGUUAGUUUAUCUACAA
Amphimedon queenslandica is the source of this 1153-nucleotide messenger RNA. Its product is annotated as renalase-like. The transcript has a single exon. Lineage: Eukaryota; Metazoa; Porifera; Demospongiae; Haplosclerida; Niphatidae. The coding region runs from base 28 to 1104 and encodes 358 amino acids. Gene Ontology annotation, molecular function: oxidoreductase activity, acting on NAD(P)H. The record is from RefSeq and is a predicted model, not a curated record. Gene Ontology annotation, cellular component: extracellular region.